AUCUUUAUUCUGCACAUUUUGGUUAUGUUGAGUUUUCUGACCGAACUCCAACUUAUUGGCGUUUUUACGCUGUACUUAAAUAAUUUCAAUAUAAUUAGCAAUAAACCCGAAUGGUAAAAGUACAAGUCUUUCUCCAUAAUACAUCAUUUUGCUUAACAGGCGCAUCAUUGCCGAAAGAAGAUUUGAGGUUAGCUCACAAGUCAAUCUAGUAUUUUGUCAACAAAAAAGUUAAGUUUGGUAGAUGGUUUGGUAGUCUUGUGGGUAAUCCGUGGGGCAAUGCAGCGAGACAGGCGAAAUAAUGCGGGAAACCGCAUGUCCAAGCUAUUAGACGAUGAAGAAGAGUGCCAGGAUGAAUUCUACAAGCAAAACUAUGGAGGUUUUGAGGAUUCCGAAUCCGACAAUGAAUAUCAGGCGGAAGAGGAAGGCGAAGAUUUGGUAGACUCCGACUUUAGUAUUGACGAGAAUGACGAACCAGUGUCCGACAACGAUGGCGAAGAAAACCAAAAGAAAACUCGUCGACUGGUCACUAAAGCCUACAAAGAACCUGUGACGGCCCCAAAGGAAGCCGCUAAGUCUAAGCCCCAGGUUCCCAGAGUAAAAACUUGCCAAUCUUCAAGCAUGUUAAAUUUAUCAGAAAGAAAAUCCAAAAGGAAAUCGACUGCAGCUAAAACCGCAGAAACCGCCUACAGAGUAAAAGUGCGAGAUCAGGAGCUGAAGAUGAAACCGAAACGCCCCAGAGAAGAGGAGUGGAUUCCAACUCAAGAAGAGUUGCUAGAAGAAGCCAAAACCACUGAAUUGGAGAACCUGAAAUCGCUGGAAAAGUACCAGAAGCUGGAGAAUGAGAAGAAAACCAGAAGGAUCAUUAAGAAGGCGUAUAGUGGGCCGCUGAUCAAAUACACCUCCACUAGAAUGCCCUUGAUAGAAGAGCUAAAGACUGAAGCAAAUAGGGACGAGGAAAAAUGCUACGAAAGAACUUUCAUCACCGUUCUGAAUGAUCCACACGACGUAGUCUUCAAAAAAGUGUUUAACGUCAAGCGAACUCCUGCAAUUCCCAAAAAACUCAAAUGCGCAGUGACAGGUUUACCAGCUUUAUACGUUGAUCCCGUAACGUGGGUGCCGUACCGAAACAGCACCUGCUUAAAAAUAAUCCGCCAAUCAUACUACCAAGAGUUGGAAAAGAAUGGCGAUAAGAGUAAUCCAAUGGUAGCUGACUUUGUGAAAUGGUACAGCAAGAAUAAGGACAGACUUAAAAAGGAGAUGAUUCUACAUGCCCAGAAAAUUAACAUUACUGCAUAAGGCUGGAUUUACGGAUGUAAAUCGAAUCACAUAUUAUGAUGAUGAUUGUUCACACGACAGGGAAAAGGUCAAAUAAGUUGCAACAUGUAAACAAUUAAAAUAUGCGCGAAAUAUUGUUUAUUUAAACCACUCUGAAAAUCGCUUAAUCCGGUUUUUAUGUAAAACAAUAACAUUAACUUGAUCCAAAACAUUCUUGGUUGGCGCUAGAUUUAAUAAGAUUAAGGCACUUUUAAUGUCUAUCGAUAAUAUGUAUAAUAAUAUGACACAAUAAAUCUUACAAUAUAAAUAUA
Molecule: messenger RNA, 1586 nt
Organism: Dendroctonus ponderosae (mountain pine beetle)
Lineage: Eukaryota; Metazoa; Arthropoda; Insecta; Coleoptera; Curculionidae
Gene: YL-1
Product: vacuolar protein sorting-associated protein 72 homolog
Exons: 6
Coding region: 277-1296 (339 amino acids)
Biological process (GO): regulation of DNA-templated transcription; chromatin remodeling
Cellular component (GO): nucleus
Molecular function (GO): ATP-dependent H2AZ histone chaperone activity
Source: RefSeq, a predicted model, not a curated record